GAACACCAGACAGCUGCAGGUGCAGACCACGGGCAACGACGACUUCAUACGACGCAAUCAAGCUUGCCGUUGGCAAACAACAACACCUGCAGCCCUCGCCAGCCAAUCGAAAUCACGACAGGGGUCGGCGGCGGUGACGACGACGACGACAACGACGACGACGGCAACAAUAACAGUCACAAAAAAAAGAAAACCAAUAGCAUUGAAGCACAGACGGCGACUGCCAGUCCCUUGUGGCGCAACGUGCAUCCCCAGACAACACGAGAACGUCAGUAGGCACCGCCGAAUCUCCGUCCGGCAGCAAAGAUGGCAGGCCCGCCGAACAAGAAGCAGAAGCGCGAGGCCUAUCGCCAAGCGCAGAGAGAGAGCGGCACUACUGCCAUGCCCCAGAAGAAAUUCUACCGACAACGGGCCCAUGCCAACCCGUUCUCGGAUCAUCAGCUGGAAUAUCCUGUCUCUCCCCGGCACAUGGAUUGGUCGCCACACUUCCCGGCCUACGUUGCCAAACACGAUACAGCUAGCAGUACAGAACCCCGGAGCGACGAUUCAGUGGGUUUAUUGGCCCAACCCCAGCACCCAACCUUGACAAGAGAUGUCGAUAUCGUGGACAUAGGUUGUGGCUUUGGAGGGCUCAUCGUAGCGCUCUCACCCGCACUGCCGGGCAACCUUAUGAUUGGCAUGGAGAUCAGAACUCAAGUCACGGAGUUUGUCCAGGACCGGAUACGAGCGUUGCGCGCACAGGACGCCGAGGGACAACAAUAUCAGAACAUUGGCUGUCUCCGUGCCAAUACUAUGAAGUUCUUUCCCAACUUCUUCAAGAAGGCGCAACUCUCCAAGAUCUUCAUUUGCUUUCCGGAUCCGCAUUUCAAGCACAGAAAACACAAAGCCCGUAUUGUCUCGUCGACUCUUAAUUCGGAGUAUGCAUACGCUCUGAAGCCUGGUGGCAUCGUGUAUACAAUCACAGAUGUCGAGGAUCUUCAUGACUGGAUGGUGCAGCACUUCGUUGCACACCCAUCGUUCGAGAGGGUAUCCGAAGAGGAGCAGGAAGCUGACCAGUGUGUUGGCAUAAUGAGAAUAGCAACGGAGGAAGGCAAAAAGGUCGAGCGCAAUAAGGGACAGAAGUUUGUAGCUCUCUUCCGCUGCGAUAUCUGCAAUCACUCAUGCAUGACUUGGCGUCGAACGCCUGUCUUCUCGCGUGAUCUAUGCCUUGAGUCUGGUUUCCGGACCAUGGCCCUCAAGGGAAGAGACUUUGUCGUUGCCGGCAUUGUCUGCUUCAUCGCUUGGGGCUAUGCGGUCAAUUGGUUCCCCUCCAUCCGAUGGACGGGCUACGCUUUCGUUGGAGGGAUCACAACAGCGCUUUUGGGCUCGCUACUGCUCAUCCUCCUGACCUCCCGCGGCUCUGCGUACGCGCGACGCAAUCGCUCGGCCAGACCCGACGCCGUAGCUUUCGUGGCACCAAGGUCCUGGGUGUUGGAGACCACCGCUCUCCAAGCCCGACAGGCUUACGUCCGACAGCCCCUCUUCCCAGACCUGCCCGGCCUGUCGCAUGCGGUCGAUAACCUCCUUGGCCUCAUACUUCGCGACUUUGUCAACUCUUGGUACUCGCGGAUCAGCAGCAAUCCAGUCUUUACCCACGAGGUCGAUCGCAACAUCCGCCUGGCACUAUCGUCACUCUGCGACCGCCUCGCCGAUGCCGAUCUCGUUGAGGCGGUCAUUAGUCGCAUUGUUCCAAUCUUGACCAACCAUUUCAAAGAUUUCUUCGAUGCGGAGAGGGCAGUACGGGGCAGGAAGCUCAAUCGAGAUGUUACCGAGUCGGAAGAGCUCGAUCUGGCCAUUGCUUCCAAGUUUCGAGAUGGCAAGCUCCACGCGGCCGCAUCGCUCUCAUACGCUGAUACGAAGCUCGCCCGCCAGGAGCAUCUGCGGCAAAUUAUUAGUAGAAUUCUCCCUCAGCUUCUGCCAGCAAACAUGAUCAACAGUCGCGCCGUGCUAAGUAUCGUCCGCGAAAUAGUGUCUUGCGCCGUCCUAUUCCCGGUGAUGCAACUCCUCUCCGACCCCGAUACGUGGAACCAGGUCAUGGAGAAUUAUGGCCGUUCGAUGCUUCAAGAUAGGUCAACUGUGCGCAAGCUCCGCGCCGCCCUGGAUGCGCACGCAUCACCCGCCCCGAAACCAUCCAAGAUGGCGGCGUUUCCACGCAUAGCCCCUGGAGACGGCGAGCGCACGUUUGAGCGUUUUAUGCGUACCAUACGGAAGCUGAACAACUUGUCCGAUGCACGGCGCUUUCGAAGCGAGGUGGCGAGCCAGUUGAAAAGGGAUUCGCAGAUCGAGGGUCAAGAUCAAGCAUAUCUGCGGCGUCUAGAGAUGGGCAAGAAACUCCUAGACCAGAAAGUCCAUCACUUAGCAGCGGGAGGCGAUCGCCAUGGCGCAACAUCAACACAACCCGUAGCCUCUACCACAGAGUCUUCCAAACUCGAGCGCGUCUCACUGGCCGAGCUUCUGAGGGAUACUUCGGGGCUCUCGUAUUUCAUGGAGUUUAUGGACCGGCAGGGCUUGAUGACUCUCGUUCAAUUCUGGCUUGUUGUUGAUGGCUUCCGCAAUCCGCUCGAGGACGACGGACCAGAUGGCGCAGAGCUUCCAUCGACAAUAGUACCCUGGACCGAGUCUGACCGGACAGACAUUGCCCAGAUUGACCAGGCAUACCUUUCCAAGGCCGAGCUGGAGGUUCCCGCGUCAUCGAGACAGGUCAUACGAGAUUUCUUGUCAGCAGGAAAGUCCGCGACGAACGAGCAGUAUUACGCUGCGAGGUGGUCGGUCUUGAGAGCACAAAGUGCGGUGCUGGAGAAGAUGGAGUCGAAGUGCUUCCAGUCGUUCAAGAAAUCCGACCUCUUUUUCAAAGCCCUGGCGGCUGAAGAGGCAGCGAAAACGUCUGCGCAGCCACUUCCAACACCGUCUUCUCAAGCUGCGGCACCACCCAACCUCCAUCGGUCAUCACAUUCAUUCACAGCAAGACCCACAAACGCGAACGCUAAAGUGAAUCCCAGGCUGAAGGCAGUGCAACCCCAAUUCAAGCGCGUGCUGUCCGCGUCAGAGCUGGGAGGGCUGGGAAACAGUGCCAAGUCCAAUCUAGACCCCUUGAAUGGGGCGCGACGCUCGCUGGAAGCUGAUGCUCGGCCUCACGUGCGGCAAGUCAGCGAGGACUCGCCACAUUCGCCGUUGUUUGAUGACGAGGAACUCGAGCAUGACGUGCUGGGAGAAUCUGUGCAGAGCUUAGAUCAGGAUCUCACGAAAUUGACCCCAGAUAACCACGUCGUGCAAGCAAUGGAGCAGGCGCUGAAUAACAUCAUGGAGAAUGAGCGGCCGCAGACGGCGGAGGAGAUCCGCGAGUCCCUAUUUGGAGACGAUGAUGCACAGUCAAGCAUUUUCUCUGGCCACGAGCAUGACAACCAUUCCAUGGAGACCUCACGAAUCUUAUCUGAGGGCAGGGAAGGAGACCGACCCAGCAUCACGUCACUUGGGCUCGUCAGUCAGGCGUCUCGCAUUGGCGUUUUCGUGGACAAUGACUUGUUUGGCGACGAGGAGAGGUUCCUGUCUGACGAGCAGGAGGAGAUCAGCGAAGACCCAAAAGGCGAUGUUGAAGACGAAGUCCAUGCAGCCGCACCUGGUGAUCUCGGACUUGCGGAAGCGAUCACUGUUUUGACUAAUGACAUUGACAAGCUCGUAGCACAAGAAGCUGUCCUGGAGUCCUUAACCAAGAAAGCCGAGCUAACGAACAACACGGCGGAACUGCGUAUCUUGCGCAAGUCGAGGGCAAGUCUGCAGAGAGAACUGCGGCGCAAAGAGCUUCAGCGUCAGCAAUAUGUUAUCCAAGAGAGCGAUAACAGCUUGUACGGCAGAGCAUCAGCCCACAUCAAGUCCAUUCAGGUUGGCAAAGAUGAAGACGGCAAGGAAUUUGCGGUCUAUGUCGUCGAGGUGCAGAGGAAAGCAGGAGAACAGAUGCCCGCAGCAACAUGGAUUGUGACACGGCGGUACAGCGAAUUUCAUGACCUCCAUCAACGGCUUCGGCAUCGGUAUCCAUCGGUUCGGCACCUCGACUUUCCCCGGCGAAGGAUGGUCAUGAAGCUACAGAGUGACUUCUUGCGCAAACGCAGCCAAGCCCUGGAGCAAUACCUGAAAGAGCUUCUUAACCUCCCGGACGUCUGUCGCAGCAGAGAUCUGCGGUCGUUCCUGUCUCAGAGUGUGAUUACUCAAGGCGAAGAUAUCAUGAACCGUGAGGACAAGAAGGACAUGAUGACUCGCCUCUACGACUCUGUGGCCGACGGCAUGGAAGACAUUCUCGGCAACAUCCCAGUCCUGGACCAGCUAUCGGUUGCCGGGCAAAAUCUCAUCGCUGCGGCUACCAGCCAGAUCAAUGCGAUGCCUCUGGACGCAAACGACGGCGUGAUAACUGCUGCAGAGGCUGAGGCCGAGCUCAACGCCUUUGAAGACAAGGAGCUGGAACCAUUCAUCAAGCCUAUUUGCGACAUCUUUCUCGAGAUAUUCGGGCUGAACCGUGGCAACAACUGGCUUCGUGGGCGCGCAGUUGUUGUUGUCUUACACCAGCUACUUGGUGGAACUAUCGAGCGCAAAGUCCGCGACAUCUACAGACUACUGACCCGGGAAGACGCGAUUCUCCGCUAUCUGAAACUCUUGACAGAUUCCAUGUGGCCAGGAGGACAGAUCAAUAGAGACAAGCCACCGCGCACGGCAUCAGACAAGGCCAAGACGCGACGUGAAGCGAGUCUGAUGCUCGCCACCCUCGUACCUGAUCUGGCAGGGAGUGUGGUUGGAAGAUUGAAUGCCCAGGCGGCCAGUCGUCGCAUCUUUGCAACUCUCAACAAUCAAAGAUUGACAACUCAUCUCAUUUUCACGAUUGCGGAUGAGGUCGUCGACAUCCUCUUCCCAAAUACCUAAUGUGGGAAAGCGAGCACGGCAACGCAUGCAACGAAGUUGGCGUGCACGUCGCCUGCCUCAACUUGAUAUUGCCGAGUUUCUGUGGCAUGCAGCUUGCCUUGACAGUAGACCAUUUCCGGACGACUGGAUACACAUCCUAUAUUUGCAUGGUCCUGGCGUUUGAAUCAUUAUAUCCCACCUGCUUGUUUGCCUUGCCCAUCAUAUCUCUCACCAUAGCUCGGUUAAAUGAAGUUGAUCUGCACGAGCUCCCUAGUGUUAUCGUGAUGCGACACAAGCGAAAUGAUGCAGCCGCACUGACGAGGUCAAAGCAUGGGUGUCCAUGAGUAAGUAUCAAGUACUCAACCGUGUGC
Molecule: messenger RNA, 5297 nt
Organism: Microdochium trichocladiopsis
Lineage: Eukaryota; Fungi; Ascomycota; Sordariomycetes; Xylariales; Microdochiaceae
Product: putative intermediate filament protein MDM1
Exons: 4
Coding region: 307-4947 (1546 amino acids)
Biological process (GO): tRNA modification
Cellular component (GO): intracellular membrane-bounded organelle
Molecular function (GO): tRNA (guanine(46)-N7)-methyltransferase activity; phosphatidylinositol binding
Source: RefSeq, a predicted model, not a curated record